AGGGCAGGAUGAACGCUGCUUUCCAAGAUGGCGACGGAGGGAGGAGGGAAGGAGAUGAACGAGAUUAAGACCCAAUUCACCACCCGGGAAGGUCUGUACAAGCUGCUGCCGCACUCGGAGUACAGCCGGCCCAACCGGGUGCCCUUCAACUCGCAGGGAUCCAACCCUGUCCGCGUCUCCUUCGUAAACCUCAACGACCAGUCUGGCAACGGCGACCGCCUCUGCUUCAAUGUGGGCCGGGAGCUCUACUUCUAUAUCUACAAGGGGGUCCGCAAGGCUGCUGACUUGAGUAAACCAAUAGAUAAAAGGAUAUACAAAGGAACACAGCCUACUUGUCAUGACUUCAACCACCUAACAGCCACAGCAGAAAGUGUCUCUCUCCUAGUGGGCUUUUCCGCAGGCCAAGUCCAGCUUAUAGACCCAAUCAAAAAAGAAACUAGCAAACUAUUUAAUGAGGAAAUGGCAAGUUCUUGGCGUGCGUGAGCCAGGACGGCUUCCUGCGGGUGUUCAGCUUUGACUCAGUGGAGCUGCACGGCACCAUGAAAAGCUACUUUGGAGGCUUGCUGUGCGUGUGCUGGAGCCCGGACGGCAAGUACGUCGUGACGGGCGGAGAGGACGACCUUGUGACCGUCUGGUCCUUUGGAGACUGCCGCGUGAUCGCGCGGGGCCACGGGCACAAAUCCUGGGUCAGCGUGGUGGCGUUUGACCCCUACACCACUAGCGUGGAAGAGAGCGACCCUAUGGAGUUAAGUGGCAGCGACGAGGACUUCCAGGACCUUCUUCACUUUGGGAGAGACCGAGCAAACAGUACCCAGUCCCGGCUGUCCAAGCGGAACUCGACCGAGAGCCGCCCCGUCAGUGUCACGUAUCGGUUCGGCUCCGUGGGCCAGGACACGCAGCUCUGCUUAUGGGACCUCACGGAAGACAUCCUUUUCCCCCACCAGCCCCUCUCCAGAGCAAGGACGCACACGAACGUCAUGAACGCCACGAGUCCUCCUGCCGGAAGCACUGGCAACAGCGUCGUGACCCCCGGCAACUCGGCGCCCCCUCCCCUGCCGCGGUCCAACAGCCUCCCGCAUUCCGCCGUCUCCAGCACCGGCAGCAAGGGCAGCAUCGCGGACGGGGCCAUCGCUUCCGGGGUCAGCAAAUUCGCGACGCUCUCACUACAUGACCGGAAGGACAGGCACCAUGAGAAGGAUCACAAACGAAACCAUAGCAUGGGACACAUCUCUAGCAAGAGCAGCGACAAACUGAACCUAGUUACUAAAACCAAAACGGACCCAGCUAAAACUUUGGGGACGCCCCUGUGUCCUCGGAUGGAAGACGUUCCCUUGUUAGAGCCGCUCAUCUGUAAAAAGAUAGCACAUGAAAGACUGACUGUAUUAAUUUUUCUUGAAGACUGUAUAGUCACUGCUUGUCAGGAGGGAUUUAUUUGCACAUGGGGAAGGCCUGGUAAAGUGGUAAGUUUUAAUCCUUAAUGCUGCACCAGAUCUAGAACUUGAAUAGGUAGUGAUUUUUUUCUUGCGGGAGGGGCGGGGUGUACAAUGAAUGUGAAUGACACUUCUUAUUCUUAAUGUAAAUCUAAAUGCAUCAGAGCCAUAAUUUUGGAUACUGCAUGCCAUGUAAUUCUGAAUCAUUUGAUAAUUCACCUUAGAACGUUUAAAAAAUAUAAUCAAACUAAUGGCCAGCCAAGUCAGUCACCCUCCUGGGAGUAUAUAGAGUCCCAAGGUUAGCGCUCCUGUAUUAGACUAUUUCGAUUUUAGGAAAAUCAUGACAGUGUGGGGAAACAAUGACUUUAAAAUGCUAAAAUUAAAAUUUCUGCUUUAACUGGAAUAUUUUUGCUUAACUACUCAAUUAGAAUAUUGUACACCUGAUCAGAGUGUGUGUUCAAUACGAACGGCCAUUAAUUGUCAUUUAUAGUCCAACUUUUUAUCUUAAUCAUCAAAUGUUUAGGAAUCUAUGAAAUUUAACUUUAGGAACAAAGUGUUCAGCAGGGUUGAUUGAUAUUAUUUUUACAUCGUUCUGGCAAUCCACAGAAAGAGAAGAGCCUUAAUUUUUAAAACCCAUUUUAGUCAUUUUAUGACAAUUAAAAUUGUUUAAUAAACAUCUUUUUUCAAAGAAGCAGUUUGUAGCACUUUGAUUGAGACUCUGUGCACUAAAUAAAAUACCCAUGUUUCUCAGAGCCUGGACAGUUACCGCGAACUGCGGGCUGAGGGCGCCAGCAGUGUUGUCAGAAGUGCCUCUUGCCACACAAGCCAAGAUCUUUUAUGGUGGAUGUGAUUUGCUUACGUUUUUUCCAACAAGGGGAAGGAGCUUUUCUUUUCUUUUCCUUUUUUUUAUUUUUUGGUGUGGGUUUUUGGUUUUUGGUCAAAAAGGCACAUGACCGUAGGCCCUAGGCAGACUCCUCAGCCUUGUUUGUGAAGACUGAUAGGCCCCCAAGGUUCAGAGAACUUGAAAUUUUUCCCUCGUUUGGGUUUUGUGUUCCCACCAGAGGGGAAGGGCAGGCGCAGGUUGCUCCUCUUCUCCUUGGAGGGCAGUCGUGGUCCCGGAUCUUCCGGAUCAUUCUCGGGAUGCCCUCGGCCUCUGUCUCAGGGACCCCAUCCCCUACCCCAGCGCCUGCCCCUGGGGGCCUGUGGCUGCUGGGGGCAGGGCUGGCUCUCCCUCUGCCCAGAUGGCUGCGACUCUUAAUUCCUUCAGAUCCUUAUCAGCUGUCAGACGAGUUGCUUUGCAAAUUCUAGUUUUCACAGUGGAUGAGAGGGCUCUUUGACCCAUAUGUUUCGUGUCAAGAUGAUAAUGAUCUCAUUUGUUAGCUCACUUAGGUUUGUUUUUCUGUUGUGCACGCCUUUGUAAUUAAAUAUAGAGAUACUGAUAAUUUAUACCGGUUUGAGUAGUGAACGCGAUUCAGCAAAGUGCCGACCUGGAGGCUUCAGUUUGUCGGGGUGCGAGACUCUGGUUGAUGGAGCAGCUCCGUGCUCUUAAAGCCGCCCUCCCGGGAAGGCCAGGCCAGCUCCCCGCUCCACACGCGUCCGGGCCGAGCCGUUCACUCUGUGUCCCCCGUGCUCAUUAGUGUGGUGGUUUCUGCGACCUGUGACAGCGGGGGUGUGACCUGUGACAGUUCUUCCACGUGAGAACCUCGGGCCGGUUCAUGCAUCACGGUCCAUGGGGAUGUUAAUGUCCUGUCUGCCUUUAAGAUAUGGUCCUUUGUUCCUAAAUGUUAACUGAUCUGAGGUAGCAAAGACAGCCAUGCUUGUGGACUGUUUCAGCUUUGGAGGCUAGGAAAUUGGGCUGUCAGGUGGAGAGCAGGAACCAGCACUCCAUGUGCAAUUUUGUGUACCUGCAUAGUUUUAGAAAUUCAGUUUCAAAUGCUUCUGAGGCAUUGAGUAUGCAGUUUCAAAAUUCAGGACUUUGUAAUUGGCCCAAGUGGCUGAAUCCCAGGUAAGUGGCCUUUACGGGGGAGUGUGUCGCGCACAACCUUCCAAUUCUGAGCGCUGUGCUCCUUCAGUGCGGGCAGGAAAGCCACGGGUGGGGCCCGUGUAGCUGAUGCUUGUGCGACGGGGGCCCUUUCUGGUUCCUUCUGUCCUUCAGCGUCCGCUGGGGCAGCUUACCCAGGGCGCGGUCUGUGGGUGGGAGCGGGGGUGGGAGAGGCAAGAGGAGGGUGUUACUGGCCCCUUAAAAAACAAGCCCCGCAGCGCGCUCUUAGAAGCCGGGCUCCAUCUCCUCCACGCCGCCCCCACAUUAAACCACCGUGGUCCCUGCACAGUUUGGGGUUUGGGGCUUGGUCACAGUCUCGGUCUUCCAGCUGCUGCUGGUGAGUGUAUCCUUGAUGUCUGGCUGGGGCCCUGGCUGAGUGUCAAGUGCCGGGGAAGGGCUGCUUGGCCUGGCCCGGCCCGGCCCGGCCCGGACACGGCAGGGCGACGCUGCUUCCGCCCACUCUGCCCCUCUGAUGCCUCCGCCCUUCUGUGACAGCCAGCAGCACCCUUUUCCUGCAGUCAGGAGGGCAGAGCGCGAGGUGCUCUCCAAGACCAGGACUAAAGUCGCCGGCAGCUUGAGGAGAGGGGGCACAGGGGAGGGAGGGAGGGGACGGACGGGCGGGCCCCUCCCCUCCACCCUCGGGUUUGUUUCGGGGCCGCCAGGGCUCCUGCAGACCGGGGUCAGGAGGGGGGUUGCUUCGAGGGGUUCCAGGGCGCCAGUCGCAGGAAUAUAAGGCACCGUGGCCACUAAGGGAAAUCUGGGGAGUGUUUUUUUGUAGUUUUCUCCCCACAUUUUGAGCUUCCUCAUUGAAACUUUUCAGUUUUUCAGCUUAAACGUUAUCCUGAGCAAGAGUAUCUUUUCUAACCUAACCUCUGGAAUAAAACAGCUUGUGGCCAGAAGAGGUUAUUUCUACUCGCUCAGCACGAUUUUUCCACCAUGCACUGAGACGCAUCGAUGAAAAGCAGAGAAAUAAAGUGCUCAGGGUAGCACGUGAGCCGAGCUGCUGCCCCCCCCCCACAAGAGGUGGCUCUGCCCGCCUGCGGCGACAGGACCCCUCGGAGGGCACUAGCCAGGCUGUGGGGUCUUCUCUGCCUGCCCUGCCCUGGCUCGCCCCUUAAAGCUUCUGGGAAUUCCAGAGCUGGGCUUGUGUUGUGACCUGGGCCAUGCAGGCUUCUGAACCCACUGGCUGCCCCAGCCCCAGCCCUUCUCUGUUUCUCCUCCGCUGGGAGAGCUGGGGUGGGAAGCCUUUGGAAAACCUGGCCUCUUAUUUUAUUUUUAUUUUUAUUUUUGGCCUUCUUUUAAAGGCAAAUGUGGAAGAGGGAGUAGGCAGACUCUUUAAAAAUAACCAGUAGCUUUGGGUUCUAAAUUGAUUUAAAUAGUGGUAAAGAAUCUUAAUUUUGUUUUUUGUGCUGACUGGACCUUCUCACAUUUUUGAAGGGUUCUCCUGUGAGCCGUUGGCUUGGGACUAAGGAUAAAUGCCUUAAUGGAAGAAAAAGAGAGGAGUGGAAAUACAGGGAUAAGCUAUGACAGUGAUUAUUGCCUCAGACAUCCAGAAACGAUGAGGGACAAAAGGCCCUGAAGCUUUCUCAGUUUUUACAGGCGUGUAACACGCGUGCCCCCAGUAUUCUGUUCCACCGCUGGCCCCACAGCCAAGUGCAGGCUGGCAGGUGGCCCAGCAGCCGUUUCCCCCCGAUUCCUCCACUUCCUGUGGUACAUCCUGAAUUUUUAAGAAAUUGUCAAGUAUUGAACUUGUGCUGAAGUUGGUGAAGCAGCUUUAUCGAUGUCCGCACCCGUGUACAAGGUUCUCGUUACCUCCUGCUUGGGAGGGAGAGCUUUGAUUUCCUGGUUGAGGAAGCUCAAAGUGUGAGGGGAGAGCCAAAGGGCCGGGGAGCACCGCGGAAGGAAUCCUUUGAAAACCCAUAGGCCACGUUCGUGGACCUGUCUGUCCGAGGAGGAACUAGAAGCAGAGGUCGACCGUGGUUUCCCAGGAAAAACACACAGCGCGCCGCAUCCCGUUCUCUGCGGGAGGGCUUGGCCCAGGGUGACCGGCCGCGGCCCCUGCACGGAGGGGAACGAGGGGCAGCGGUUGGCCUCCUGUGCGGGUCGUCCCGCUGUGCCGGGCGUGUCCACUCCUGGGGCUUCCUUCCUCUGCAUUCACGCGUAGGCCUGAUAAGUGACCCGGAGGAGAGGUCCGCCUCGGGCACCACGGCAGGGAACAAUGGGCAAAGGCUCCCUCCUUGUCCAGAGCACACCUGUCACGCUGGGCUGCUUGGGACUGUCACCUGUUCAGGUAGUCCGGGGGCUCAGCCCCACCACCCCAGUGCUGGCCAGUGAGAGGGGCGGUCUGGGAGGGUGGAGUCCAGGGCUCCUCUUGCAAGGCACUUGUAUCCACCUGUUCCCUUUGAAACUCAGAGCCAAGUUCAAACCUGUGUGUAAAAGCCCCUCCAGGAGAGGGAAGCUGUUCCACUGGUACUUUUUAUUCAUUGCUGCAUCUGUUACGUGGACUUUGUGUCAUGGUCACAUCGCUGUUGCUCGAGUUAAAUAUGUAAAAGAAAACUUUUCUGCAUUUUUGAUUUCUGUAUACCUAAGUUUAUUAAAGGUUACUGUGUUAGGUGACACUGUAUAAAAUUGUAUGAAUAUUUACCCUUAAUGAAAAUCAAAACUCAUAUGUAUUUCCUUUUUUACAUUCUCAUCUAAUUUCUUGAAAACUUGAAUAAAUUUCAUAAAGAGCCUUCCUAACAUGAAAUGUUGGUAAAUUAAGUUCUUAACUGUUGCAAUAAUUAAUGAAGCUUUAAUACCAGUAUUGUUACUUUAUAAUUUUAAGAAAAUCGUGUUUCUGUUUCACUGCCUUGGUUUUUAGCUGUUCCCUUGUCACUGUCACAGCUAGAGACUUACUACAUACUUGAUAUUCUGAAGAACUUUGGGGUUGUCCUCUGUAUAAUGACGUUAAAUAAACGCGUGAAUGAACUGUAAAUGUAGAUAAAUUUUCAGUAGUCACUUUCACAUCAGAGCUUUAAAAAAAUCUCAGUGAACCAAAAAAGAAAGCUUCUAAAUGCUGUAAAAUCAAGGGCCUUGUUAAUGUUUAUAGAACAAAGAGCCCCAGGAAUUGCUACCUCUUAUUACUGAUGCUGAGUUUUUCCGAAUUAGAAGCUUUCUAAGUGAGAUGUUUGUUCUGAGCACGGGAGGUAUUCACUGUUUUUUGUGACCUUUCUCUGAGCCAAGUCCCAUGUGGGGAAGGACCGUGGGUUGGCUUUGCGGCCGAGCUGGUGCCGGUUCUGUGUGGAGCGCGUGCUGAGUUCCCAGGCGGUGGGCAGGCGACGCUGUAGCAGCUCUUCUCCUGGGGAGGGUUUGUCAUUUUCUGUUUGCCGGAGGCGUUGUCAUCGCCGUGGAGGUGGUCCUGCCUCGCGCCCGGGCCCCGAGGCUCCGGUGCAGGACGAGCCCCGUGAGCAGGGCAGUGGGAGCCGGUCCUCCCGGGGCGGGAAGCAGGAGCGAUGUGCACUGUCCUGCUCUGGACCGCCCCUCGCUCUCGGCAGCGCCGGCGCCUCCGGCCCCGAAAGAACCUUCAUGGCAAGAGUUCCAGGCCUCGGCCCGCACGCUCAGCCCGGGGCUCGUGGGGGCAGCGGUGAGCAGCCCGGGACAGAGGCCUUGUCAGGCCCUGGGGCUCCCACUCAGCCGCUGCGUCCCUGCUGUUUCGUGAGACGCCUGGGCCCAGAGCUCGGGGCUGGCAAAGCCUCUGGAAGCCCCUCCUGGCCGCCUGUCCUUCUCGGUGGACUCCAGAAUCUUCCUGGCUGCGCUGUCCUCCUGAGCCGCCCGUGCUGCAGGGUGUGUGGGCUCUUGCCUUUGACUCGAAGCUGCCAGAGCAGAAGAGACGGUCCGAUACUCCGCCCUCAGAGGGAUCUACUUGGACUUUACUACCACAGAAGCUGCACGUUUUCUCCUUAGCGCUCGAGGGGAUUUUAAGCCCUGAAUGCUAUAGGUUGACAGGAAGUCUAAAAAGACGCACACAUGCACAGCAUUUUGAUCUUUUAAAGAUAACUAGUUUGUACACCUUGAAAACAUAAGUCCAUUCUCCCACGUGUGGCUGCCUUUUGAAACAGUCGAUUCUGGACCAACAGAUCUCUUGAAAGGGACAGAACAUCUAGGGGUGCUCAGCCCCGCCCCUCUAGUGUCGGUAGCCUCUAAACCAGCCUUCACGUGGAUGCCCCAUGACGGGACUCAAGCUAGAAGACACUGGAGGUCCCGGCCUGCAGAGAGGAUGUCAGAGCCACAGCGGGUCACCCGGCGGGAGGGUCUGCAGGCCGUGGGCGAGGCUCUUCCCCAGCACGGUUCUGGUUCUCGCAGGAGCCCUUGACUGGUUGUGCCCUAAGAAAACACCACGAUCGUUUUCCCUGGGCGACUUUUCCCAGGUUGAGUGGCCUCUUUGGGGAAAUGUGUCACCGCCAGUGUGGCCAGUCACCGGGCAGGUCAGGGCCGGCCAAGGGGCAGCUGCCCAGUGGAGCCAAGGUCCCAGGCCACGGUGAACAGUGGGUCUGGGGCAGGGAGGGGUCCAGAUGCUCAGAGAAUGGCUCAGAGUAUGCGCCGGUGGAGUGGGCCCCUCCCAGCCCGCACCCACUUCCUAAACUUGGCUCACUGAGUCCGGGCCUCACGCGCCUUGAUGAAAUGGGAGGUCCUCUGUCCAGCUCUUCUAUGGUUCUUUUAUGCAGCGGCCUGGGCAGUGUGAGUGGCGGGAUUCUUGUGGAUGAAAUAAGGAGAAUGUAUCCAUAGCUAGAAGCGGCCCUGAGGAAGUUAGCCGGGUGACGGUUCUCAUCGUUUGUGUACUGUCUCUAAAAGGGCCUCACUUCGCAAAUAUUUACCUCUUAGUCUCCGAGUGAAGUGAGAUAAUUCGGGGGAGCUCCUGGCAGGUUGCCUUGAACCGGAGCCUCCAGGGUUAAGUGCUCUGUGGCAGGUGCAGGGCCACCCCUCCAGGUGAGGCUGACCUGGCUGAGGGCCGCAGCAGCGCUGAGCUCCUCCUGUAGCACUUCUCUGCUGGUCUCGAGAGGCUGCCAGUCUGCUGCAAGACCUGUCCCGGGGCCAGUGUGCACGUCACUUUCGUCUGGGGUGAAGAGGGUGAUUCUGGGAGUCGACUGACCAGGCUUUGAACAGCGCCAGAUGCCCAUCCCACGACCACUCUCUCGAGGGUCUGCGGUCUCACACGUUUCCAGACGAGUCCAUGGUAGCUGGGGUCGGAUGGGGAGGCCUGCCGUGGGCCCAGCGGGACUUCAGGACGAGGCCGUUCUCUGACGAAGGCCUCUGAGACCCUCACGGUCUUUUCUUGCUGUCAGGGUCUCUGAUCUCGGCAGCACCCACGAACAAAGACAUGUUCCUUUGUUGUAAAUUGUUUUUUAGCCGAAAUAUUACUUUUUCUAUAUAUACAUUCUUAUGAAACAAGGUUUAAUUCUGUUAGUAUUAUAAAUUAUAACCAAACCCAAACUAAGAGCUGGGGUAUUUUAUCAAUUUUCACAUGAAAUCUCUAGCAGGAAUAAAAUGGCAACUCUGGUGAGAACAGAACAACCUAUUAAAUAUUAGAUCCAAGAGCUGCCACUAUUUCUGUGAUAGGCUUCCUUCCUGGAGGGGUAAUGGGACAUUAAGCAGGUUCUUGGCUGGAGAAACCUUUUGCUUGAGUGAUAUAUGUAAAGCCCUCGUUUGCCAGCUGCCCGGCGUCAGGUGGAGAGACCAGCAGCUACCAUGCUGCCCGGACAGCUGGAAGCCAGCAGGGUCGCUGAGGCCAGGCGCUUGAUCCUCCCCGAGAGUCAUCAGGGAGGAUGCAGUCAGAGGGCAGGCCGCCCUCACGGGCGGCCACAGCGGGGCAGACGGCGGCGGGUCCUCCUCGCUGAAAAACCGGCCCCAAACUGUGCCCUUAGGUUAACGUGUCCAGCCAGGCUUCCCCCUAAGAGUGUUCUGGAGUCUUCGAUGGAGGCCUGCAAGUGUGUCUUCCAUCUUUCUUAUCAUCACCCAGCAACUUCGAAACUAAAGCACAGGCUUCCAGAAAUAAGGUUACUCUUCACAUUUUCUUUUGAAUAGUGGUGUUUCCCCCGAUGCCUCCACAGUGUGUCUGUCCUGCAGAACAAUUCCAUCUCUGGGAAGAGGACAGGGGUCAGGCCUGGCCCCCCGACAGGCUCCUGGCCUGCGUGCCGGGCACCGAGCAGAUCCUGAGGCCUUGCUCUGCUCACCCCGGGGAGCUUAGUCCCGGGCCGCCGUCUCCUUGCUUGUGGCUGACCCGCGAAGGUCAGAGUCCCCUUGCUUCAGACACCUUAGACCGGAUGAGGUCAUCUGUGAUGUUACAGGCUUCUUCCCUCCAGACUGUCCGCGAUGGACAGGGAUUCGGGCCUGGCGGCCUCACUGCAGCUCAGUUCAGACUCGGGGGGAGCGUUUCUCAUCACUUGGCCAAAGGUUCCCUUCAUCACCGAGGCGGUAAACCAGCCAUCCUCCCCUCUGUGGACUGGGCCGGGAUGGGCACAGUGUCCAAAAGAGCUCCUCCUUCCCGUUGGGCCAGCCAGAGCUUUACCUCUUCUGUCAGGCUCCAUCCACGCCGUCUUGAGGGGUUUGAGUGAGAAGCUGCCCGUCGCCAUGGAGAUCAGACAGGGCUGUGUGCCUUUCCGGCAGUAACUCCAAGGUCAAGGAAAAGCACUCCUGUAGAUUCUGAGCGGGGGCGAGUUGCUAAGUUCCAUUCGUCCCUGCUUCCUGAUCUUGCCUAGAUGAACAGAUUUCGGGUUUAAGGUGAGAAACGAGAUAAAGUGACUUGGAGCAGGACCGCGUGCUUCCCGGCUUCCCUCCAACAAGGCGUGGGCGAAGCUGAGGGUCAGUUUCAGAUCAUCACCCUUCAUCUGUGCCAGCCCAAGGCCAGGUGUGAAAACGCAGCCAUGUUUGCUUAAAGGCGUGUCCUGUGUGCAGCAUUUUGGGGGACAGCUUAAGGAUGUUUGUGUUCACAGAACUGAAAAUUUGUAGCUUCAGUGUUGCAAUACUGUAACCUUAAAAUUAUUCUUAAUAAAUGAAUGCCAAGCUGUGCUGGACUACGUGCAUCCCAGCAGAUGCAGGGAGAUGUAAGUGCUCUUUGCUGUACAAGAGGUAAAAACGCUUUCAGGGUUACCUAAGCGCACGCCUGUAUUGCAAGAGAUCCGUGACAGCCUCCUGCCUCUCCGUAGGAACCAGCCCAAAGGGACAGACACCACCCCUUACUUACCGCAGCCAAGCGGCAGCCUUUUUGUCCUGAGCCUCCCCACCCACAUGACUGGAUCCUGCUUUCUCUACCUGCUGGGCCCGGUGGGCUGGCGCUAAUGCCAGAGGGGCACCACCAUCACACCACCCAUCAGAGAGAGCAAAGAAAACGCCUCUUCAAAAAUGCCACUAGACUCUGUCCUUGGCGGCCACCCCGGCCCUUGGGGGACUGGGCGUGCAGCUGUCUGGCCUCACUGGGCGAGCUGGCCUCGGAGCCGGGGGGACCCCUCUGUGGCCCAGAGCUGCAGCCCUUGGGGAGGGCAGUGAACAGCCCCCCUGGGAGGUGCCCCUGGCCUUUGGGCAGUGAUUGCUCCAAGGAACCCUGGCCCUGAGAGACCACUCUCUCCCCCAGGCCAGCCCUGCCCAAAGCGUGACACCCGAGGUGCGGGGGCGGGGCAGGCUCAGGAUUCCGAUGUUAGGAAUUAAGUAGAUGGACACGGAGGGGCUGUUAAAACCCUGGCUUCCAAACCAACAGAAAGCUAAUUGUGCUCCUGUGAAACUGCUGGAAAGGAUGAGUGACUGACUUUCUUCGCGGCCCCGUGUUUUGCUGGAUUAAUGUAAACGGCUUUGUUUGCAGGGUUUAAUGUCAGCCCCAAACCAGGCCAGUUCUCCAGGUGGGACUAUAGUGUAGUGAGCCCGCUCCCGCUCGGAGGUUCUCACCCCGGACCGGGUCUUGAGGGAGCGACGACGGAGCCCAGGGCCGCACGUGAGCCACGUGGGCGUCAGGCCCCGGGCCGCAGGCAGGCCGCAGGCAGGCAUCGCCCGCGUGGAGAGCAGCGCGGAAGAUGAACGCGGGGCUCGGCGCCGCUCACCCAAAGAAGCUGUUUCCAUUUUUAAAUCGUUCUCUUGGGGCUGCAG
Delphinapterus leucas (beluga whale) is the source of this 11583-nucleotide messenger RNA. NCBI's taxonomy places the organism in Eukaryota, Metazoa, Chordata, Mammalia, Artiodactyla, Monodontidae. The record is from RefSeq and is a predicted model, not a curated record.